GAGCGCCAGUGCGCAUGCGCCGUCUGCACCGUUUACUGUAUAUUCACAGUGGGGGGAAUAGGGGCAGACGACAAAACCAAGCCCUUUUUUAACGGCGAAGUGGAAUUUAACAUGUAAAUAACAUCCAGGAGGCAAGGGGGAAUAUCAACAGGUAUGUUUUAAUUAAUACCUUUGUUGUCGUCUGUGUGCCACUCGCGGUUCACAUGCGGCUGGGAAUGGCAUCGAUUCAUAUAGCGGCUCUAGUUACAAACUGCUUCACCUAAUGGACGGUACGCUUCUGACUGAGACUCGCUCGACGGGAAAUAAUAUACACAGGCUACAUGACACGCGUGAGGUGUGAUGAGACAAAGGAACAAAGGAUGCCUUAGAAGAGAGGCAGAGAGCAAGGCUGGAAUCUGCUUCAAAGCACACCAAAUGGAUCUAUUUCUUCUCCUUGGAUCCAGAUCAUGAUAUUUGGCUUAAAGCUUUAAUCAUCUUUAUGAUCCCUCCUCCAUCUAUGGCGAACUAUAGCCAUGCAGGGGACCACAACAUCUUGCAGAAUGUCUCUCCCCUCGCCACAUUCCUCAAACUAACCUCCCUAGGCUUCAUCAUCGGCGUCGGUGUUGUGGGAAACCUCCUGAUCUCCAUCCUGCUGGUCAAAGACAAGAGCCUGCACCGUGCACCCUACUACUUCUUGUUGGACCUGUGCGCCUCUGACAUCCUGCGCUCAGCCAUCUGCUUCCCCUUUGUAUUCACCUCGGUGAAGAACGGCUCGGCGUGGACGUACGGCACCCUCACGUGCAAAGUGAUCGCCUUCCUGGGUGUGCUCUCCUGCUUCCACACAGCCUUCAUGCUGUUCUGUGUCAGCGUGACACGUUACUUAGCUAUCGCACACCACCGCUUCUAUACCAAACGGCUGACCCUGUGGACGUGCUUGGCUGUGGUGUGUAUGGUGUGGACACUAUCAGUGGCCAUGGCCUUUCCGCCUGUGCUGGACGUGGGCACAUACUCAUUCAUCCGUGAGGAGGACCAGUGCACGUUUCAGCACCGCUCAUUCCGCGCCAAUGACUCGCUGGGCUUCAUGCUGCUGCUCGCCCUGAUCCUCCUGGCCACCCAGCUUGUCUACCUCAAGCUCAUAUUUUUCGUUCAUGACCGGCGCAAGAUGAAACCGGUCCAGUUCGUGCCUGCCGUCAGCCAAAACUGGACCUUCCAUGGGCCAGGGGCCAGCGGGCAAGCAGCGGCUAACUGGCUGGCUGGUUUCGGCCGAGGCCCAACACCUCCAACCUUGCUGGGCAUUCGGCAGAACGGCAAUGCGGCAGGCCGGCGGCGCCUCCUGGUGUUGGAUGAGUUUAAGACUGAGAAGAGGAUAAGCAGAAUGUUCUACGUCAUGACUUUCUUCUUCCUUAGUCUGUGGGGGCCUUACCUAGUGGCUUGCUACUGGAGAGUGUUCGCCCGUGGCCCUGCCGUGCCAGGAGGAUAUCUCACAGCAGCUGUAUGGAUGAGCUUCGCUCAGGCUGCCGUCAAUCCCUUCAUUUGCAUCUUCUCCAACCGUGAGCUCAGACGUUGCUUCAGCACUACGCUCCUCUACUGCAGAAAGUCCAGGUUACCCAGGGAACCCUACUGUGUUAUAUGAAGGCAAAAUUUUUUGGGUCUUGGGUAAAUUUUUUGGCACCCCCUGGGUGGUCAGGGGUACAUCCUUGUUGUAUAGCUCUCCUUUCUUCAUCUUCUUCAGUAUAACCCCUGUACACAGCCCUGCCCUCACCCUGUAGGCCUGGUGUCAAACUGUCAAUCAAACACACCUCUCGAUGUGAAUCAGCGUCGGAUGCGAAGCUUGAAGGGAAUAAAAUAAUCAGGGAGUGGAGGAACCCCUCCUGUGUUUAUGUUCUAGUAAACAGCUGCUGCGGAAUGCCGUUUUAAAGCAGAUAAGCAAAAAUAAAAAAUUUAAAAAAAAGAAAGAAAAGAAAAAACAAAGAAUGAAAAAAUGAAAGAUGGAAUCAAAAUGUGAUUUUAAUAAUGGACUCAUGCCUUCGCUUUGGAUAAGUUGAAGACUCACGUUGUACAUGACAGAAUCACUGGAAUGGUUUUGCGUUUAAAAGUUGCACUAAGCUAAAAAAAAAAAAAAAAAAAAAAAAAGAUAAAGAUGCUUUUUUUUCCUGAUUUGCAUUGCAAGGAUGUCUCAUUUUUCCCCAAAAUGACAUAUGAAUGCUUUCUUUUGCAACAGACUACUCAUUUACUGUAAGUAAACAAAACAUGUGAGGUGGCAAACUCUAUUGGAAUACACCUUCACAGGAGGAUUAAAUUGGU
Messenger RNA from Ictalurus furcatus (blue catfish), 2283 nucleotides. RefSeq names its product G protein-coupled receptor 85 (gene gpr85). Gene Ontology annotation, cellular component: plasma membrane. Gene Ontology annotation, molecular function: G protein-coupled receptor activity. Lineage: Eukaryota; Metazoa; Chordata; Actinopteri; Siluriformes; Ictaluridae. The record is from RefSeq and is a predicted model, not a curated record. The transcript has 2 exons. Bases 479 to 1612 code for a protein of 377 amino acids. Gene Ontology annotation, biological process: G protein-coupled receptor signaling pathway.